Humulus lupulus (European hop) is the source of this 2916-nucleotide messenger RNA. RefSeq names its product general transcription and DNA repair factor IIH helicase subunit XPB1. Lineage: Eukaryota; Viridiplantae; Streptophyta; Magnoliopsida; Rosales; Cannabaceae. The coding region runs from base 162 to 2474 and encodes 770 amino acids. Gene Ontology annotation, cellular component: transcription preinitiation complex; transcription factor TFIIH holo complex; nucleotide-excision repair factor 3 complex. The transcript has 20 exons. Gene Ontology annotation, biological process: transcription initiation at RNA polymerase II promoter; nucleotide-excision repair. Gene Ontology annotation, molecular function: hydrolase activity; 3'-5' DNA helicase activity; ATP binding. The record is from RefSeq and is a predicted model, not a curated record.
GACCAAGAACGAAGAAGAACAUCUUCUGUACAUUUCAUAUACAUAUACACUCACUUAUUUAAUCUACUUCACAACUAAUCACAUUGAUAGCUGAAAAGCUUUUACGAACAAAUCAAGAAUAAUCUAAAGUUUAAGACCUCUGGUUUUGAUUCAGAGAGGCUAUGGGACACGGUGAUCAUAAGGGCCGACCCCAUAAGAAGCACAAAUCAUCGGCAAAGGAAGAGCAUAGGAAUCCAUUUGUGGAAGACGAAGGUGGUUAUUUUGGGGAUGAAGGGGACGACGAUUUGCGCGAAGGUGAGGGGAAAAAGAGGGAUUUUACCAAAUUAGAGUUGAAACCUGACCACGCCAAUAGGCCAUUGUGGGCUUGCGCUGAUGGACGCAUUUUCCUUGAAACGUUCUCACCUUUGUAUAAACAAGCUUAUGAUUUUCUUAUUGCCAUUGCCGAACCAGUUUGCAGGCCAGAAUCUAUGCACGAAUACAACUUGACACCGCAUUCGUUGUAUGCUGCGGUGUCUGUUGGUCUAGAAACUGAGACAAUCAUAGCUGUUUUGAAUAAACUGUCUAAGACUAAGCUUCCAAAAGAAAUGAUAGACUUCAUACAUGGUUCCACGGCCAAUUAUGGCAAAGUGAAGCUCGUUCUUAAGAAGAACAGGUACUUUGUUGAAUCCCCAUUCCCAGAGGUGCUAAAGAAUUUGCUCAAGGAUGAAAUUAUAUCUCGAGCAAGGAUUAUUUCUGAGGGUGUGAAUGGAAAUGAUGGAUUUACUAUUAGCAAAAGUAUGGGUGAGAUGGUAAAUGGUCAUGAUGGGUUGCUGAAUGAAGCAGAAAUUGCAGCUGCAGCCGAAGAAAAAGAAACUCACUCAUUUGAAGUUGAUCCUUCACAGGUUGAAAAUGUCAAGCAACGUUGCUUGCCGAAUGCUCUAAAUUAUCCCAUGUUAGAGGAGUAUGACUUCAGAAAUGAUACUGUCAAUCCGGACCUUGACAUGGAGCUGAAGCCUCAAGCACAACCCAGACCAUAUCAGGAAAAGAGCUUGAGUAAAAUGUUUGGAAAUGGAAGGGCUAGAUCUGGUAUUAUUGUGCUGCCUUGUGGUGCUGGAAAAUCUUUAGUUGGUGUUUCUGCAGCCAGUCGAAUUAAAAAGAGCUGUCUCUGUUUAGCAACUAAUGCUGUGUCUGUGGAUCAGUGGGCAUUUCAGUUUAGGCUCUGGUCAACCAUUCGAGAGGAUCAAAUUUGUCGUUUUACAUCUGAUAGCAAAGAAAGAUUCCGUGGUAAUGCUGGAGUGGUUGUAACAACAUAUAACAUGGUUGCUUUUGGUGGAAAACGGUCCGAAGAAUCGGAAAAGAUUAUUGAAGAAAUAAGAAACAGAGAAUGGGGAUUACUGCUUAUGGACGAGGUGCACGUUGUUCCUGCACACAUGUUUAGAAAAGUCAUUAGCAUCACUAAAUCUCACUGCAAGCUUGGGCUCACUGCCACACUGGUGAGAGAGGAUGAGAGGAUUACAGAUCUGAAUUUUCUUAUUGGUCCCAAAUUGUAUGAAGCAAAUUGGUUGGAUUUGGUAAAAGGUGGAUUUAUUGCGAAUGUACAGUGCGCUGAAGUGUGGUGUCCAAUGACGAAGGAGUUUUUUGCGGAAUAUUUAAAGAAAGAAAACUCCAAGAAAAAACAGGCACUCUAUGUGAUGAAUCCAAACAAGUUUAGGGCAUGUGAGUUUCUCAUACGGUUUCAUGAACAACAACGUGGGGAUAAGAUAAUUGUUUUUGCUGACAACCUAUUUGCACUCACGGAGUAUGCUAUGAAACUCCGCAAACCGAUGAUCUAUGGUGCUACCAGCCACGUUGAGAGGACAAAAAUUCUUGAAGCUUUCAAAACUAGUCGGGAUGUAAACACCAUCUUUCUCUCGAAGGUUGGUGAUAAUUCUAUAGAUAUUCCUGAGGCCAACGUGAUCAUUCAGAUUUCGUCCCAUGCUGGUUCAAGGCGUCAGGAAGCUCAGCGUCUGGGUCGUAUUCUUAGGGCUAAGGGUAAGCUUCAGGAUAGGAUGGCAGGAGGUAAAGAAGAGUACAACGCAUUCUUUUAUUCCCUUGUGUCAACUGACACACAGGAGAUGUACUAUUCAACUAAAAGACAGCAGUUCUUGAUCGAUCAAGGUUAUAGUUUCAAGGUGAUCACGAGUUUGCCUCCAACUGAUUCGGGACCUGAGCUGAGCUAUCAUCGCCUCGAAGAACAACUAUCUCUUCUCUCAAAAGUGUUGAGUGCCGGUGAUGACGCAGUCGGGUUAGAGCAAUUGGAAGAAGAUGCAGAUGACAUAGCCCUCCAUAAAGGCCGUCGUUCUAUGGGAUCAAUGAGUGCCAUGUCAGGUGCAAAUGGAAUGGUCUACAUGGAGUACAGUACCGGGCGCAGACUUGCUGGGCAAGGACAGCUCAAGAGCAACAAGCCCAAAGAUCCAGCCAAGCGGCAUCAUCUGUUUAAAAAACGUUUUACCUGAGACAAAAAUGGGGAAAUUCAGAACAAAGUUCGAAACAUACAUGGGAUUUUUUAGAGAGAAGCUUAUGUAAGUUUUGCAUACGAAAUAUCUAUGUUGUGUGAAUUUCCAAUACCAACUUGGGUAUACACUUGGAAGUGAAAUUCUCUGGGGGUAAUUACUGAUCAGAAGCUUAGCUUUUGAUUAAUGUAAUAUUAGUUCCGGUCAGUCUGUUGGGAUUUUAGAAAUGUAGUAGGAAAGGAAUAUGAUAGAGCCAUGGGGGGGCCUUUUCUUUUCAUUUCUUUUAUUGUAAUGUAUGUAAUCAGGUGAGAAAAUAUUGCUCUUUACACUAGAGGUGGUUCUCCUUUGAAGUAAAAUAUAGUAUUAUACAAAACAGUUGAGUUCUCAUAGGGCUGUUUUGGCAAUGAUAUUUACUUGUGAAUGGACAAUAGAGUGAACUUUGUUA